Dufourea novaeangliae is the source of this 1784-nucleotide messenger RNA. Its product is annotated as cytochrome P450 6j1-like. The transcript has a single exon. The record is from RefSeq and is a predicted model, not a curated record. NCBI's taxonomy places the organism in Eukaryota, Metazoa, Arthropoda, Insecta, Hymenoptera, Halictidae. The coding region runs from base 76 to 1584 and encodes 502 amino acids. Gene Ontology annotation, molecular function: heme binding; monooxygenase activity; oxidoreductase activity, acting on paired donors, with incorporation or reduction of molecular oxygen.
UCAGCUUCAUAGGGACAGUAGCCAACGAGUAACUCGUGGGUUAGCUUGUGCCUUCUGCAUCCACAAAGAGGAACCAUGGACCAGACGACUUUGAAACUGCUUGCCGGUGCAUUGGGCAUACUGCUGCUCUACGUGAUAAGCGUAUACACUUACUGGAAAAGACGCAGGAUCCCGACAGCCGAUGGAUUCGUACCGUUGUUCGGUCAUUUUUUCCCGGUGUACAGUUUGCGAAAACAAAGCGGAAAAUAUUUUUACGACAUGUACAAAGCUUACAAACAACACAGUAUGUUCGGAGUAUACAAUCUGUUCGAUCCGAUACUGGUGGUUCGAGAACCGCAAUUAGUGAAAAACAUAAUGCAAUCUAACUUCCCGAGCUUCCAUGAUAAUUCAACUUUUCUGGUGCCAGGAGUGGAGCCUCUGUUAGAAAAGAAUCCAUUCUUUAAUUACGGUGAGGAGUGGAUAAAUGGACGAAAACGAUUUACCUACGCGUUCUCUAAUGUGAGGCUGAAAAUUCUGUUCCAAGCCGUCGACGGGGUGACCAAGAAAUUCGAAGAUUUUUUGAACAAACAACUGAAGACGAAAGACAAGUACGAAGUCGAGUUGACAGAAUUCUUCGGAAGAUUCACAGCCGAGACCGUGGCGAACGCUGGCCUAGGUAUCGAGGGAUACUGUUUCGACGAAAAUCCGCCGGCUAACAGCUUCCAGAAACUCGGCAUAGACACCUUCGAACACAGUUACAUAAACGGGAUUGUGGGUACGUUACUCACUUUCAAACCAGGUGUGAACCGUUUAUUCAGGUUCCCGUUCGUGCCGAAACACGUGGCUAAGUUCUUCCGAGAUGUUGUCGACGAGAAUCUGCAGACGAGACGAAACACAGAGACACAGAGAAACGACUUUUUCCAAACGAUGCUCGAACUCGAGAAGACGAGCGGUGAAAAAGUGGACACGGAUGUGCUCACGUCUCACGCGCUCUCCUUCUUUCUCGACGGAUACGAGACCAGCAGAAUAACCAUAUCUUACGUAGGAUAUCAAUUGGCGAAACAUCCGGACAUUCAGCAGAAAGUGAGGGACGAAGUAAAAUCUGCGAUCGCUAAACACGGCGGUGUGUUAACGUUCGAGGCCGCGAAGGAUCUAACGUACAUGGAACAAGUGAUCAGUGAAUCGCAACGUCUGAACCCCGUGGUAAGCUUCUUCAGAAAGAGGUGCACGCAGAAGUUCGAGCUAGUCGGUUCCGACGGAUUGCGUGUCUGGGUACAACCAGGGACGGCUGUACUUAUACCUGUCGAAGGGCUGCAAAUGGACCCGAAAUACUGGCCGGAUCCAGAGAAGUUUGAUCCCGAUCGUUUCAGCGAAGAAAGAAAGCGAACCAUAGAGAAAAUGACUUUCAUGCCGUUCGGAGAGGGUCCAAGGAUGUGCGUCGGUAUGAGAAUGGCGAUGGUGACGGUGAAACGCUGCUUGGCUACCCUUUUAGACAACUACAAGCUAGAACUGUCACCGAAAACGCAACUUCCUUUGGAAAUGUCACCCAAUCUCUUCUUAAACAAGCCCAUUGGCGGCCUCUGGGCGUAUAUAUCGAAAUUGUGAGAUUAUGUUAUUUAACAUUAUAUUUCUCAUGGACACGUCCGCGAGGCACGGAUACAACGUCAUUCAGAAAAAGAACUGAUUCGAAUUCGUAGUGCUUUAUAUGUAAGCGAUUUAUACUUUUUUAUGGUACGCUUUUGGAAUUAUUUACAAAAAUGAUGUUCCUUUAGAAAUAACAGGGAUGUCUGGAAAGAAUAUUCGAC